Pteropus alecto (black flying fox) is the source of this 5054-nucleotide messenger RNA. It is a transcript of the gene FRMD3, whose product is annotated as FERM domain containing 3. The coding region runs from base 195 to 1988 and encodes 597 amino acids. NCBI's taxonomy places the organism in Eukaryota, Metazoa, Chordata, Mammalia, Chiroptera, Pteropodidae. Gene Ontology annotation, cellular component: cytoskeleton. The transcript has 14 exons. The record is from RefSeq and is a predicted model, not a curated record. Gene Ontology annotation, molecular function: cytoskeletal protein binding.
GAGGGGGAGGAGGAGGGACCCGCCCUCCGCGCUUCGGUUGCGGGGCAUGUGUGGCCGCAAGCGCCCGCUGCUGCUGUCCCGGGGCUGAGUCGUGUCCGGGUGUCUGGGACGGCGAGUGCACGAGUGUGUGUGUCCACGCGGGCGAGCUCCGCGCCGGCCCCAAGCCUCGCGUUCGCUCCCCGGGGCCGCGGUGCAUGUUCGCCUUCUGCCGCUGUGUGCCGAGAGGCAGGAGGACUAUGAAAAUGAUCCACUUUCGGAGCUCCAGCAUCAAAUCGCUCAGCCAAGAGAUGAAAUGCACCAUCCGGCUGCUGGACGACUCGGAGAUCUCCUGCCACAUUCAGAGGGAGACCAAAGGGCAGUUUCUUAUUGACCACAUCUGCAACUACUACAGCUUACUGGAGAAGGACUACUUCGGCAUUCGUUAUGUGGACCCAGAGAAGCAGCGGCACUGGCUUGAACCUAACAAGUCCAUCUCCAAGCAAAUGAAAUCUCAUCCACCAUACACCAUGUGCUUUAGAGUGAAAUUCUACCCACACGAACCCUUGAAGAUUAAAGAAGAGCUCACAAGAUACCUUUUGUACCUUCAAAUUAAAAGAGAUAUUUUCCAUGGUCGACUGCUCUGUUCCUUCUCUGACGCUGCCUACCUGGGUGCCUGUAUUGUUCAAGCUGAGCUCGGUGAUUACGAUCCUGAUGAGCAUCCUGAGAAUUACAUCAGUGAGUUUGAGAUUUUCCCCAAGCAAUCACAGAAGCUGGAAAGAAAAAUAGCAGAAAUCCAUAAAAAUGAACUCAGAGGCCAGAGUCCACCAGUUGCUGAAUUUAAUUUACUCCUGAAAGCUCACACUUUGGAAACCUAUGGAGUGGAUCCACACCCAUGCAAGGACUCAACAGGCACAACAACAUUUUUGGGAUUUACUGCUGCAGGCUUUGUGGUAUUUCAGGGAAAUAAGAGAAUCCAUUUGAUUAAAUGGCCGGAUGUCUGCAAAUUGAAGUUUGAAGGGAAGACAUUUUAUGUGAUUGGCACCCAGAAAGAGAAAAAAGCCAUGUUGGCAUUCCAUACUUCAACACCAGCUGCCUGCAAACAUCUCUGGAAGUGUGGAGUGGAGAACCAGGCCUUCUAUAAGUAUGCAAAAUCCAGUCAGAUCAAGACUGUGUCAAGCAGCAAGAUAUUUUUUAAAGGAAGUAGAUUUCGGUAUAGUGGUAAGGUUGCCAAAGAGGUGGUGGAAGCGAGCUCUAAAAUCCAGAGGGAGCCUCCGGAGGUGCACAGAGCCAACAUUACCCAGAGCCGCAGUUCCCACUCCUUGAACAAACAGCUCAUCAUUAACAUGGAACCCCUGCAACCCCUGCUGCCUUCCCCCAAUGAGCAGGAAGAGGACCUUCCUCUGGGUGAGGGUAUUCCAUUGCCCAAAGAAGAUGACAUUUCUGCCCCCUUGAUCUCCAGCUCACCAGUGAAGGAAGUGCGGGAGCAUGAAGACCCCCCAAGCGAAGAGGAAGAUAAAAUAAAAGAAGAACCUUUAACUAUCUCUGAACUGGCGUACAACCCAAGUGCCAGCCUGCUCCCCACCCCAGUUGACGAUGAUGAGAUUGACAUGCUCUUUGACUGUCCAUCUAGGCUUGAGUUGGAAAGAGAAGACACAGAUUCAUUUGAAGAACUGGAAGCAGAUGAAAAUGCCUUUUUGAUGGCCGAAGAAGAGGAGCUGAAGGAGGCUCACCGAGCUUUGUCCUGGAGCUAUGACAUUCUGAGCAGCCAUAUUCGGGUGAACCCACUGGUCAAGAGUUUUUCCAGGCUCCUUGUGGUGGGCCUGGGGCUGCUGCUCUUUGUAUUUCCCCUCCUCCUCCUCCUUUUGGAGUCAGGUAUUGAUCUCUCCUUCUUAUGUGAAAUCCGACAGACGCCAGAGUUUGAGCAGUUUCACUAUCAAUAUUACUGUCCUCUCAAGGAGUGGGUGGCUGGCAAAGUAACUCUCAUUCUCUACAUGCUGGGUUGCUCGUAAAGUUCAUAUCUCAUAUGACUAAGGGCUAUAUUCAAUACAAGGUUUUUUUUUUUGUUUGUUUUUUGUUUGUUUUUUCAGCAAAUGCCUGGUUCUGAAUAGUCAUGGGGCCAUCAAUAGUGUAUCUUACUCAAGACUGAUUGUUCAAACCUUUAAGUUAGCUUUCCAUAAUUCACUGUACUUAAAUAAGUUUAAAUCAAAUAAUUUUAGUUAUAGGUCAGGAAGAUGGCCUUUAAGUAACCAAAAAUGUUUAUUUUUUAUUAUAUCAGAGAUAUACUCUUUAUUAUAUCAUAAUACCUAAUACCUUGAGCUGAAUUUGAUUUCCCUUUUUUUAAUUAGCACCAUUACAAUCUAUAAAGUUCAGAAUUUUAGUAAAAAUCUGAGAAAGUUUUUGAAUAUAAUCCUUAGUGAAAAUAAUGUCCUCUAACCAAUGCCUAUACAACUAAAUUUAUGCUGGGUUUUCGUUUUUGUUUUUUUAAAAAUAUUUUUAUGUGUUCAAAAUAUUUUGGUAAGUUUUUAGCAAAAAAAAAAAGCCUCCUGGAGUUAUUUAAGUGUACAGAUUGUAAGAUGAAUGCACAAAAGGUAUGUCGGUAAUUUUUUAAUGUUUUGGCACUGGUUUGUUUUUAAAAAUGUUUUGGUUAUGUUACCUGCAUAUGAGAUAGACAAUAGAUAGAAAGACACUGUAGUAAAUAAGCUCCUAAAACAGAUAAUGAAACUAGAGGAUGUAGAAACUGACCAUCAAGUGGACACAGGGUGGUCCAUUUUUCAAAGUAUUUGGACAAAAUGACUUGUUACUUUCGUUUGCAUUCUGUCCACAUAUUUUGGCUGGGGAAGCAGAACAUUUUUAAAAGAAUGUGAAACUUUAAAGGAAAAAAGUUAAAAGAUAUGCCAGUUAAUUGCAUGUUAUUGUACAUUAACCCAAGAGUGGAAGCAGAUGGGAACUGAACAAAUGGCAAGUAGCAAAAAGAAUUUUGGUGAGGCUGGUAGGUAAGUGGUGAGAGGCAAAUGAUGUAUUUUAUGGAAGUUAUGAUGGUGCAAGGUAUUGGAUGAUGUAAAGAACAGUGCAGCACUUGCUGUCCAAGUUGACAUGAAUAUAUUUAAGUGGUUCUAAAUAAAAGUGGAAAAAUUUUAAGUCACACUUUUGGUCCCUCAUGGCAUUCACAGAUUCUGUGGAAGAAACUUCAAAAGAAGUGUGUGUAUGAGAGAGGAAGAAAGAGGAAGUCAGGGAGAGAAUGGAUUUUGGCUUUUUGAUAAUGCUGAUGAUCUUUUGUGAUGGUCAUUAUACUCCUUCCUUUCCUCGUUUUCUUUAAGAUCUUAACUCAAUUCACAAUUGGGGCUCACAUUAAGAAAGUGGAGGAGAAUCAUUAGAUGAUAUACCGUUUCAGCUUGGGUGAAGCAGUGAAAUGACUCAGUAGAGGGGACAAAUGUUCUAGUACAUUCCUUCAUAUCAUUAAAUCUAUGACAGAAAGGAAAGAGUAUGGAGUUUUGACAUGGAGCACUGGGAUUUCUCCAUGGAUUGAAAAUGUUCAUUGCCUUCAUUAAGAAGAGAUUGGGCUGCCUGUAAUCUGUAACUCUAAAAGACACUGUAGCUCUGUCGUUAGCAGAAUUUCCAAAUCGACCAUUCCAGCCCUACUUAUUCAUGGGGCUCUGAGUGCUUUAUUAAAUAUUUAAUUUUGAAAAUAAGUUUUAAAAGUCAGUGCAUGAAGACUUCAGUUGAGCAAACUGUAAUAUACAUUUAUAGCUAUUAGUGCUAUUAAGUUUGUAGGUGUUCUUUUUCACAUGCUUUUAGUGAUUUAUUUUACUUUUUAAUAAAGAAUGUUUAAUACCUGAAAUUUGAUAAUAUACAAAUAUACUUUCUAGAGCUUAUUUUGGAAGUUUGCAUAUGGCCAGCCUUGAAAUUGAAGUUCUUUUUUCCUUUUUAUUAUGUGACUUCAAAGUCAUACUUUCUGAUAUAAGGGCCCUCCAGUGUAGUCUCUGAUAGUGUUCCAAUUAUGCUACAUAUAAUUUUCUUUGAAGUUCUAACCAUGACAAAUCAUCUAGCCCUCAUCCUUUAAAAAUAUUAAAUAAUAUUUCUAAAUUAUGGGAGUAAUAUAUUGCCCAUCAUAAAACAUUUGAAAAAUACUGACAGGAUAAGUAUCACACAUAGUCCAACCAUGCAGAUUUAUAUUAAGUAGUAACAAAUAUGUUAUUUUUAACAUUUCCAGCUAACUUCUCUUGGGCAAAAACUUCACUGUUGAAUAGAAAUGUUUUUAAGUGAAGGAGUUGACAGGAGAGGGUCUGCUGAAUUUAAACAACAGCCACCAAAAGUGGGAUCCUGAAAUGCCAUUUUGUCGGGAUAGAAUCAGAGCCUUUUUAGAAAUACCACUUAAGUUUGAAGAAGACAGUUACCAGUUGCCUGAGUCAAAGGAGGAAAAGACUGCUUCCAGGGUGGAGGGUAUGUAAUAUAGUGAGAUACAGAGGUCAAAGCAAGUGUGUGAGUAUAUGUAUAUUCCAUAUUAUUGGUAUACAUGUGUUUAUAUAUGAAUCUGUAUAUAUGUGUGUAUUUGUAUACACACAACUGAUAUGCCCUUCAUACACAGUUGUGUUUACUUUUCCCCAAUUGAAGAAUUUGUGACAUGUUAUUCUUUUCCCCUCAGAUAUCAUGGUGGAUAUAACGCAGUCUCAAAAGUUCCAAUUUUCCAUGAAAACCACUGUGUGUACAUUUGUGGUUUUAUAUACAUACAUAUAUGGCAAAUACAUAUACACACACAAUCUUGUCUUUAGUGCUAAUGCAAGUUGGAUCAUAAAAAAAAGUAGGUAAAGUACCGUGUUUGUGUCUCUGCUUGGAACAUACUGUAAAAUGUUAUGUAUUUGAAUAUAUUUUGUGGCUUGUCUAAUAUUUAUAAAAUCAACUCUGGGAAGAAUUCACAAUGAAUUGAUUUCAUUGAAAUACUAGAGAUAUGGGGCCAUGUUACCUAUGAUUGGAGCCUUAUCUUUGUAUAGUGAAAUUUGCAUUUCUAUGUCAACAGAUUGUUUUAUAUGUUAAUAUGGUGGCAGGAAUCCCUAAUAAAAGUACUCUGGGGAAAAAUG